Molecule: messenger RNA, 1390 nt
Organism: Anastrepha ludens (Mexican fruit fly)
Lineage: Eukaryota; Metazoa; Arthropoda; Insecta; Diptera; Tephritidae
Gene: Vlet
Product: COMM domain-containing protein 10
Exons: 2
Coding region: 171-806 (211 amino acids)
Source: RefSeq, a predicted model, not a curated record
AGGCUAUACUGUUCAGCUUGACGGAUUGGUAGCAACGCCAUUUUCAUAUGUAUAUAAGACAAAAUGAAGAUUCUUCCAAACGUUGUCGCGUUUAGUUGGAAAAAUCAUUUUUAUAUUGUGCAUUAAGGAGAAAACUGUUUUCUAUACUGUAAUUUACAUAUUCUGUAGUAAUGGCUGCAAAUUGGAUAAAAAUUACUGAUAGAGCCCGAGAGGGAAUUAAAAUUAUAAAUGCCCUGCCUUACGAUACAUUUACUACGGUUCUUAAUUUUGUGCAUCGGCAAAUGACGCCCGUCGCUACCGAAGAUGUUAUUGAGCCGGAUAAUGCCCUAGAAGAAUUAGAACGUUUGGUCGGUGUGCCGCGUACGGAUUUUCUUUUAAUGAUUAAAACAUUUUCUUACAUCCUACGACGCACAUCAACAUUUGUUAUAAAGCCAACUCGGUUGCAUGCAGAGUUGCGAGAAAAACUUCAGCUACAAGAUGAUGCAAAAAUCGACGCGAUUGUGAGGUUAUGGGUGCGGCAAACGACGCCGAUUAUGAAUAGUUUGGCUUGUGAACGGUAUGAAUCGAAUGAAAUACAAGAUGUGGCAUGGAAGUUAAAUGUGGAAAUCUCAUCACACUGUGAACAACGAGAGAAAAAUGCUUUAGCAAUGUUGCAGUUAAAAACUGGUACUGGAGAAGGUAUCAAUUUAGAGAUGAACCAUGAAGAGUUACUUCAACUGUAUAAUCAAUUUGAAGGUAUACAAAGCGAACUAGAUUCGUUGAAACAUCAACAAUCUCAAUCGCAUCAAAAGGCUCUAAAGGAGUAGGUUAUACCAAAGCCCGCAGCACAAAAGAAAUUUUAUGAAGUGUAAGUAAACUAAAUGUAUAUAUACAUACUCAUGAGUGUGAAAACUCAACCUGAAGAAUAAUGUCGGAAAUUAGAAUUAAGAUUAUGUGAUAAAUGCUAGUCAACUAUAAAUAAUAUAUAAUAUAAAACUUAUAAAGAGGGUAAUGUAAAAACUUGUUGCUUAUAUACUAAAUUCAAUGCAAAGUAUUUAAUAGUUGUACUCACCCUUAUCUGUUACUGUCAAAUACUAUUCGGUGUAUGAAUAUUUGGGGAGUCAUGCAUUGGUUUUCGUUUUUGAUUUAUAACGAUGUCUUCUGAAUACAAAUAUGGGUUUUUAUAAUGAAAAUUAUGUGCUUCAAAUGAUGAACAAGUGAACAAUGGGGGCCUUAAAGACCAAAACAGAAGAGGACUGGGCUAAUCAUCGACUUACACAGAGAGAAUAUAAGAAAAAAGUACGGAAAGCCAAACUUGAAUCCUAUAGAAAUUUCUGCAGUAACGUCGAAGAAAUGAGGAAACAGCGAGACUUUGUAAGGUCCUACAUUUAGACCGCCCAGUAAGGCUGGA